GGUUACAUCGCAGGAAAGGAAAAACAAGAAGAGGAGACCGAUCCCUGGGAAUUACCGGAACUCCAAGACACGUCGAAGCCUUACAGAGAGAUGAAUGGCAGUGAAAAGUUCAGAUUCGUGUUUUGGGUCAUACUUCGAAUACUCCUCUUCGUUGGUUUCCUUUACCUUUUCAUUUGUUCACUGGAUUUCCUCAGUUCAGCAUUCCGGCUCCUGGGAGGUAAGGCAGCUGGCGAGGUGUUCCGGAACAUCAAGAUUCUGCGGAACCCCGUGACUGGCUUGAUGAUUGGUGUUUUAGCUACGGUCUUGGUACAGAGUUCUUCUACCAGCACUUCCAUUGUCGUAGCCAUGGUGGGGUCUGGACUCCUGGACGUCAAGACAGGCAUCCCUAUUGUAAUGGGAGCUAAUAUCGGUACUUCAGUUACCAACACCAUAGUAGCAAUCGGUCAGAUCACAAAUAGAAAUGACUUCCGGCGGGCGUUUGCUGGGGCCACUGUCCACGAUAUGUUUAACUGGACCAGCGUGAUUAUACUCCUUCCGUUAGAGAUCAUAUCAGGAUAUCUGUUCCGUCUCACCGGCGCCAUUUUAGAUAGUCUUCCUUUGGACAAAUACCAGGAAGGCGAAAAAGAUUUACUCAAGGCCAUCACAAAACCUUUUACACAAAAAAUAAUUGAGGUCGACAGCAAGGCUAUAGAAAGAAUCGCCCACAACGAAGACGUGGACACGCUGCUUAAACUGUGCUGCAAAUCAGAGACACCGGAAGCCCUUAAUGUCACUUUCAGCAACGUCACUUUGGCCCUGGAGGAACAGGGCAAAGUCUGUGUGGAAUCAUGUCAAUUCCUUUUCAAAGACGUUGGUUUGGGAGAUACAGAAAUAGGGGCCAUACUACUAGUAAUCGCACUUUUUCUUCUGUGUACCUGUCUAUUCGCCAUCGUUAAACUGUUGAACUCUCUCUUAGAAGGAAACAUCAGGAAGAUGAUCAAGAAAAUAAUGAAUGCUGAAUUCCCAGGAAAAUGUGCCUACUUCACGGGGUAUAUAGCUAUGGUUGUGGGUUGUGGAAUGACCAUCGUUGUACAAUCUAGUUCUGUGUUCACUUCGGCUUUGACACCACUGGUCGGUGUUGGUGUGAUAAGUAUCGAGAGAAUGUACCCUUUGACCCUGGGAUCAAACAUCGGUACCACUACGACAGGUAUCCUUGCUGCUCUGGCGCAAGAUGCUGACAAAAUCAGAGAACCUUUACAGCUGGCUUUCUGUCAUCUGUUCUUCAACAUUUCGGGAAUUGUUCUUUUUUAUCCGUUUCGAUUCAUGAGGUUUCCUAUCAGGCUGGCAAAAUUUCUCGGAAACGAGACAGCGAAAUACCGAUGGUUUGCAGUUAUAUAUCUUGUGUUCAUGUUUUUUCUACUACCGCUGUUGGUGUUCGGACUGUCCUUGGCUGGCUGGAAGGUCAUGGCCGGCGUUCUCGUCCCUUUUGCUGGCAUUAUCAUCCUUAUUUGCACGAUCAAAGUCAUUCAAAGAAAGAAGCCGACUUGUCUCCCAAAAGUCCUUCGUGACUGGAAGUUCCUCCCGCUGGUGUUCCGCUCCCUUGAGCCCAUUGACAGGGUAAUACAACUGUGUAUCUGUAGGUCCUGCUGUGUACAACCUAUCGAUGACGAGCCCCAAGAACAGGUUUAGAAACGACAAGAAUAUAAAUGUCAUAAACAUUUUCAUUUGUAUUUUAAUAACCCAUUACGGAAGAAAACACAGAGACACUAGAACGCGCGUGUUGACGUUUGAUAUUGAAAAGGAAUAUAUUUUUAAAAUUCGUAAAACUAUAGGGUUUGUUAUGGCAUGUAUGGUUAUAUUUCCAUCACGGAAGUCAUAAAACAAA
This is a messenger RNA of Ylistrum balloti, 1864 nucleotides long. Its product is annotated as sodium-dependent phosphate transport protein 2B-like. Gene Ontology annotation, molecular function: sodium:phosphate symporter activity. The transcript has 7 exons. NCBI's taxonomy places the organism in Eukaryota, Metazoa, Mollusca, Bivalvia, Pectinida, Pectinidae. Bases 91 to 1668 code for a protein of 525 amino acids. The record is from RefSeq and is a predicted model, not a curated record. Gene Ontology annotation, cellular component: membrane. Gene Ontology annotation, biological process: sodium-dependent phosphate transport.